AUGAAGUCAAUAAAGGUAUUGUACAGUGCCAUUAUUGGGUUUAUUGUAAUAAUCAAUGAGUUCUGCCUUGCAGCUGAUGAUGAUGCUGAUGGCGGUGCUGAUGGUGAUACCGGUGGUGAUGGUCCUGAAUUACCCAUUAAUAAUCCAAAUGUACGGAUAAGAACAGGGUGUAACUUCUACGAAAACGAGGCUUAUGGAGCAACGCCGUUCAGCCAAAUAAAGAGGGAGGGAGAACCGUGCACCAUAACACUUGAUCCGAGAGGAGAUACCUUCAUGUACGGUUGCGAUGGACCAUCAGACCCUGUGGAUUGCCCUUAUCAUGUUAAAGCCGACGGGGAGGAUAGGGACUUUUUAACGUUAUUCAAUACGUCCACUGUCACAAACAAGAUUAAUGAGUUUGAUGAGCAUCCUCAUGUAUAUCACAUUGUCACAGGGGCGUAUACAAACCCAUUUUCAGUAUCAUGUGUUUGUAACAAAGCGGAUGGAACCACUGAAACAAUGAUUGUGAAGUCAGGUUUUAAAAUGUAUGGAAUUAUUGGCUCAUUGCUUCUUGUAGCUGGCAUAAUGAUGAAUAUUUAAAGUGA
Molecule: messenger RNA, 584 nt
Organism: Theileria parva strain Muguga
Lineage: Eukaryota; Apicomplexa; Aconoidasida; Piroplasmida; Theileriidae
Product: putative integral membrane protein
Exons: 1
Coding region: 1-579 (192 amino acids)
Source: RefSeq, a predicted model, not a curated record